GUUAUUUGCUAAAAGAAAAAUUGAUUAGGUCCGCUUUUCCCCCUAAACAUUAGGGGCUGAAAUGUACCGUUUUCUCUAAUUGAAAAGAUCAACAACUUCCAAGGAGGAAAGCCGUGCAAAAGGGUUUCACAAAUAAGAGAGAGAGAGAUAUGGAAGCAAACAAGAGAAAGGGGGGAAUGGGCAAAGUGAAAGAAGAUAGAAUCAGCCAAUUGCCAGAUUGUCUUAUUCAUUAUAUCUUCUCUUUUAUGCGAACAGCUGAUGUUGUUCGAACUUGUACUUUGUCCAAAAGAUGGCGGUUUUCUUCCUCCGGUGGAACCUUUCAUAUGCUAUGCACUUCAGCAUCAGGUGCAACACUUCAUAUAGAUUGCUUUUCUCCUGAUCAACUCAUUAAAUUACCGAUCUAUUUUCAUAACACUGCAUCAUUUACAACACUGGAACUGUGUGCUUGUAGUCACAGCAUUGAUUUGCCUAAAUCACUCGGGUUACCAUCUUUGAAAAAUUUGCAUCUUGUUGCUUUUGAUGUUAUGGAUGGGAAUAUCCUUUCGACUUGACCCAAUCUCGAGACUCUCAAACUUGAAGACAUACACAUUUCAGCUGGGAUUCAAAUUUUCAGUACUUGUGCUCCCAAUCUGAAAAGCCUGGAAAUUUUGUAUACUCAAGAGUGGGCAGUGUGUAGUUACUGUUGUAGGUUUAUGAUUGUUGCUCCGAAGCUUGUGAGGUUCAAAUUUGAUGGUUUUGCUCCUCUAGUGUGCACUAUUCAGAACCUCAUUUGUCUGGACAAAGUGGAAUUUAAUGUGCAUAGCUUUCGCGAGGACAUCUAUGAUCCAUAUGAAUCAGAGCAGGAGUUUGCUCUCGGGGUGCUCAACAUGCUUAAUGAAUUUCAUAAUGCAAAAUCCAUCACAUUGUGCUUGAAUGUCAUCAAGGUACGGCAUUCAGCUUUGCUUUUCUUUUGCCUGGGGAAGAGGUGAUUCUUCCUUAAUACCUUAAAAAUGGUCCGGAGGUGGCGAUCUCGUACUAAACGAUCCUAGGUUCUCUCCCGAAUUUCUCACUCACUGAAUGAGAAUCCGUCACCCUUUCCAAUUUGAAGCAUCUGAAGUUGAAGACGUUGUCCAAGAAUGUCAGUAUACCUACCUCUAUCUUGAAUUACUUUAUGAAGAGCGGUGGAAUUUUUCAAUUUGAGGUAUCUGAAAGUUGAAGACUGGACAUCAGCAGUGCAGCAACACAGCGCAGAAGCAGCAAGAAUUGACAGCAGCAGUAGCAGAAUAGCUUUUCUAAUAGCUUAAUUAGUUAUUUAGUUGUUAGCUUUUGUCUUUCCUCUUCCUAUUGUUAGUUAAGCCGAGUCAGCUUAUCACUUCUCGUAUAUAAGGUUGUUCACAAUGAUGAGACAAGUGUGAGAUUCAGUUUCUCAUCUCCAAAUCUAAUUGCCUCAUUCAUUAUGCUCUCUUCAUUUUCUUUCACUUUCUCAUCAUUUUUUCUUGAUAAUCAAAAAAGCUUCCAUUAUGUCUUA
This is a messenger RNA of Ricinus communis (castor bean), 1507 nucleotides long. RefSeq names its product putative F-box/FBD/LRR-repeat protein At4g13965. The record is from RefSeq and is a predicted model, not a curated record. The transcript has 3 exons. Lineage: Eukaryota; Viridiplantae; Streptophyta; Magnoliopsida; Malpighiales; Euphorbiaceae. Gene Ontology annotation, molecular function: protein binding. Bases 150 to 551 code for a protein of 133 amino acids.